Messenger RNA from Fibroporia radiculosa, 1005 nucleotides. RefSeq lists its product as uncharacterized. The record is from RefSeq and is a predicted model, not a curated record. Gene Ontology annotation, molecular function: protein binding; metallopeptidase activity. Gene Ontology annotation, biological process: protein deneddylation. The transcript has 9 exons. Lineage: Eukaryota; Fungi; Basidiomycota; Agaricomycetes; Polyporales; Fibroporiaceae. Gene Ontology annotation, cellular component: COP9 signalosome. The coding region runs from base 1 to 1005 and encodes 334 amino acids.
AUGAGUGCUAUGGACACCGACGAGCUACCGGUUGUCUUGCCAUCAACUACCACAUCUGGUCUUUCGAUAGCUCUCCAUCCUCUCCCUAUCCUCAACAUCUCCGAGCAUCUAACCCGUUUGAAAUUACAAACAAAGUCGAAUGUCCCCUUUGUCCUUGGUGCGCUCCUUGGUACGCAGAAUGGACGCGAAGUAGAGAUUGUGAAUACUUUCGAGCUUGCCGUCGGUGAAGACGGCGUCACUGUAGAUCAAGCUUUCCUACUCGAUCGCAAGGAACAGUAUAAGCAGGUCUUUCCUUCUCUCGAAUUCAUUGGGUGGUAUACUGUCGCCACACGGCCGACUGCCGUCCACAUCGCGCUUCAUGAACAAUUCACGCCAUACAGUUCGACGCCGCUACUUCUAAUCCUCCAGCCUUCUACCGUCUUCGCCGCUUCGUCUGAUAUUACGGCGCAGCCUCUUCCGAUCAAGGCAUAUGAACCAACCAUCGAGAUCCGUGACCGCAAGUCUCGCUCCGUCUUUGUUGAGGCGCCGUACACCGUCGAAACAGGAGAGGCUGAGCGCAUCGCAGUAGAUUGGACGGCAAAGGGAGGGGAAGGGGAUAACAGUUUGGAAUCGCAUCUGAAUUCACAGCGUGCCGCAGUGAAGAUGCUCCAUGAGCGAAUCCUAGUUUUGGUGAAGUACGUCGGAGACGUGAUUGCGGGCCAAGCGGAGAAGGACCAUGCGACGUUACGCUCUUUGUCCGCUCUAGUUGCUUCGCUACCAGCAAAUGAGCACAAAGGCUUCCGGGAAGAAUUCGACACCGAGUACGAAGACGUCCAGCUCACUGCCUACUUGGCGGCAUUGACCAAAUCCGCCAACAUCCUCAACGAUUUGGUCGACAAACACAAUGUGCUUACAGCAAUACGGGAAGACCGGGGCCCAGGUGGCUCCCGAAGACGGGGUUUGGGGAUGGGGAUGAUGGGGAUGGGCGGUCUUGGAAUGGGCCGAGAUUGGGACCGUUUUCAUUGA